AUGGCGACUAUUAUUCGCCAGCACAGAAAUGGAAAUGCGAAAUCCUUCUCGAUACACCACGACCCGAUGGAUGGCGACGAGUCUGUAGACGACGAGGAACACGGCAUGGACGAUUCGAGGAUAGAGGAGCCCGAAGAGCACGAUGAUGCAUAUUCAGACACGUCUGAAGAGAGCGACGGGGCAGUGGACCCGGUUGUGCAGGAGGAUAUGAACAAGAUCCAGGAAAGCAAAGGAAUCAAGAACCGAUAUCGACUGAUAAAUCGUAUUGGAGAGGGGACGUUUUCCACAGUAUACAAGGCCGAGGAUCUUGAAUACGAGAAUUACAGGAAUGAAUGGGACAUUGAGGAGAAGGAAACCCCCCGAUCGACAUCACCGCCUCUGAAGAAGGAACGUCGGAUGCAACCCAUGUCAGAGAUGGACGAUUACGGCCAGCAGCGCCGGCGACCCAAAUAUGUAGCCAUCAAGAAGAUCUACGUAACCAGCAGUCCUUCCCGAAUCCUCAACGAACUCGAGCUUCUCAACAACCUCCGCGGCUUCGACUCGGUGUGCCCUCUCAUCACCGCCUUCCGCUCCACCGACCAAGUCGUCGCCGUGCUCCCAUACUUCCGACACACUGAUUUCCGCGAGUACUUCCGCAAGAUGACGGUCCCAGACAUGCAGAUCUACUUCCGCUCUCUCUUCCAGUCCCUAGCAGCCGUACACUCCAAGGGCAUCAUCCACCGGGACAUCAAGCCCACGAACUUCCUCUACGAGCCCGACAAGAAACGCGGCGUACUCGUCGACUUCGGGUUAGCAGAACGCGAAGGCACAGACGCCAAACCGUGCCUAUGUCAAGAGCACCCCAACGAGCGCAAACGGCGCAUCCACAACAGCGUAGCAGCCAACGCCGGGCCCUCGAGUGGCUACCCAAAGAACGACACACGACCCUCCCGCCGGGCUAACCGCGCCGGAACCCGCGGCUUCAGAGCGCCCGAAGUCCUCUUCAAAUGCACCGAGCAGAGCACCAAGAUCGACAUCUGGUCCGCGGGCGUGAUCUUGCUCACCAUCCUCUCGCGGCGCUUCCCGUUCUUCAACUCGGCGGACGACGUCGAGGCCACGAUUGAGAUUGCCACCAUCUUCGGUAUCAAGCGCAUGAAGUCGUGCGCCUACCUGCACGGCGUCGUCUUUGAGAGCAACAUCCCGACGAUCGGGAACGCGGGCUUCACGCUGGAGAAGAUCAUCCUGUGGUCAACGUGCCGGAACGACGGCGGCAAGAACGGCGCCGAGGACCCGUUGACGGCAGAGGAGAUGCUCGCGGUCAGAUUCCUGGAGCGCUGCUUCGAGCUGGAUCCCAAUCGGAGGAUCAGCGCCAAGGAGGCGCUUGAGCAUCCGUUCUUGAAGGUGGAAGAGAAGGAGAAGGAAGAAGAAGAGGAGGGCGAUGUGUAUACGGAUGAGGACGAGAUGCAGAUGAUGUAA
Messenger RNA from Drepanopeziza brunnea f. sp. 'multigermtubi' MB_m1, 1455 nucleotides. RefSeq lists its product as uncharacterized. Gene Ontology annotation, molecular function: protein serine/threonine kinase activity; ATP binding. Gene Ontology annotation, cellular component: nucleus. Lineage: Eukaryota; Fungi; Ascomycota; Leotiomycetes; Helotiales; Drepanopezizaceae. The record is from RefSeq and is a predicted model, not a curated record. Gene Ontology annotation, biological process: protein phosphorylation; mitotic DNA damage checkpoint signaling.